CGCCUAUCAAGUCCUCUUCGCCUAUCUUUUGUAUAAUUAAAACAAUAUAUAUUAUUUUGUCUCAUUUUUAUGAAUUUUUCAUUAUUUUUACAGAGAAAUACUUGUAUAUACUACUUUUUAGAUAAAUUUUGUUUUAUAUUAAAUUUUAAAAUUAAAAUACCAACAUACAUACCAGAUGGAGUAAUUGUUAUGUCAAACGCAUAUUUUUCGUACAAGAAACUUGUACUUGUUGCAGGGUUUUUAAUGAUAUAAAAGAUGUCCAAAACUAGAGUUGAGAGUCUUCUUCAAUCACCUAAUGUUGAUUUUCUCUGCGUAAUUUUAUCAAACACCUGGCGUGCACCCGUCAAACACCUGGCGUGAUGCUAUUGCGUGCAGGCUCGCUCUCCCCUUCGCUCAGACCCUGCCCCCUUUUCGGCUUCCUCACUAAAACCCCAUCAUUUUUCAUCCAUUGCCCCCCCUUUCCACCACUUCCUCCCCUGCAUUUUCAUCAUUCUUUAUGCCCCACCUUGAGUUUUGUCUCAAGAAAAUUGCCCAUGAAUAGAUUUUCUCAGUUUUGUACUUUUUCAGCUGUUACUGGAAAGUCCUCUUCACCAAAUGCUCCACUUUCAAACAAGGAGAAGAAAAAAGUGCGGCGCGAGUCGCCGCAAGGUGUGCUUCUUCACAAGCUUGGGGUUUGUUCCAAGGACAGGAAUCUUGUUGAGGCUCUUCAGCUCUAUGAUGAUGCCAAGGUGAAUAAUGUGAGAUUAGCUCUUGAGCAUUAUAAUAUGUUGUUGUAUUUAUGUUCUUUGGGAUUGGAGGGGUUUGUUGAAUUGGGUUUAGAAAGGGGUUUUGAGAUAUAUAAGAGAAUGCGGGUUGAUAAUAUUGUACCGAAUGAGGCUACUUUUACUAGUGUAGCUAGAUUAGCGGCUGCGAAAGAAGACCCAGAAAUGGCUUUUGAUUUAGUGAAACAGAUGAAAAGUUAUGGUCUUUUGCCUAAGUUGAGGUCGUAUGGGCCGGCAUUGUAUGGGUUUUGUAGUAGGAAGAUGGCGGAUAAGGCGUAUGAGGUUGAUGCACAUAUGGUUGAAUCAGGGGUGUUGGCGGAAGAGAAUGAGAUUCGAGCUCUUCUGAAGGUUAGUGUUGAUUUAGGAAAAGAGGAUAAAGUGUAUGAAAUGUUACAUAGGUUGAGGGUAACGGCGAGGCAGGUGGCCGAAGAGAGUGCUGUCGUUGUGGAGGAGUGGUUUGGUUCAACAAGUGCUGCUGAAGUUGGUGAGGAGAAUUGGGAUGUGAGAAAAAUAAAGGAAGGGGUAGUGAAAGGAGGAGGAGGGUGGCAUGGGCAAGGUUGGUUGGGGAAGGGGAAAUGGAAAGUAGUGCGGACUGAGAUGGAUGAGAGUGGUGUGUGCCGGUCUUGCAGGGAGAAGCUCGUUUGUAUUGACAUUGAUCCUAGAGAAACCGCGAAAUUCUCUAUUUCAUUGACCAAGUUGGCUUGUGAAAGGGAGGCAAAAGAGGCCAAGGCUAGUUUUUUGCAAUUUCAGGAGUGGCUCCAGCGACAUGGUCCAUUUGAUGCUGUAGUAGAUGGUGCAAAUAUAGGGUUGAGCAAUCAACAAAGCUUUAAUUUUUUACAGCUAAAUAAUGUUGUUAAUCAACUACGCGAUAUUAGUCCAUCGAAGAAGUUACCGCUUGUGAUUUUGCAUAGAAGCCGUGUAAUUGGUGGUCCUGCUUUGCAUCCUAGAAAUAAAAAGUUAUUGGAGAAUUGGAAAAAGUCCGGUGCACUUUAUGCCACCCCACAUGGUUCAAAUGAUGAUUGGUACUGGUUGUACGCAGCUGUAAGUUGUAGGAGUUUACUUGUGACAAAUGAUGAGAUGAGGGAUCACUUGUUCCAAUUGCUAGGAACUAGUUUCUUUCCUAGAUGGAAAGAAAAACACCAGGUCCGGAUAGCAGUGUCAAGGCAAGGACUCAAACUCCACAUGCCGCCUCCAUAUUCUAUAGUUAUUCAAGAAGCGGAACAGGGUAGUUGGCAUGUUCCAACUGUCACAGGGGACGACCUUGAGAUCCCGAGGCAGUGGCUGUGUGCCACUCGAACCGUGGAGCCUAUUAAUAUUAGUAAAGCGGAAAAUACAUCCAAAGCAACUAAGCCGUUGAGUCAACUUUUUUAAUCAAUUGAACGGAGGUGAGAAGUUGAGAGGUAGAAGAUGUGUUCUCUGAGGUAAAAAUUGGUCAUCUCAUUCUUAAUAGGAAAUUAACAAACCCCUUGGGGGAUUUUUAAUUUAAUUAUAUACCUCUCCACCUCCAGCGAAUGUAACAUUUUCUUGAUAGGAUGUGCCAUUAAAAGUGGAGGUCGAAUCAGUUGAUACAAACAUGACUUCUAAAUUUUGAAUAUAAUUUAUAAUGCACUAUGCUUUUCAAGUA
Messenger RNA from Daucus carota subsp. sativus, 2385 nucleotides. RefSeq names its product proteinaceous RNase P 1, chloroplastic/mitochondrial. Gene Ontology annotation, molecular function: protein binding; ribonuclease P activity. The coding region runs from base 360 to 2132 and encodes 590 amino acids. NCBI's taxonomy places the organism in Eukaryota, Viridiplantae, Streptophyta, Magnoliopsida, Apiales, Apiaceae. Gene Ontology annotation, biological process: tRNA 5'-leader removal. The record is from RefSeq and is a predicted model, not a curated record. The transcript has 6 exons.